AUGCAGAGAAAGAAGACGGAUGAUGCAAAGUUUAGCAAGUUCCUAGCAAUACUCAAGCAAUUAACUAUAAAUGUGCUUUUCAUCGAGGCACUUGAGAAAAUGCCAGGGUAUGCAAAAUUCAUAAAAUACCUUAUUACCAAGAAGAGUGUAGUGAGUUAUGAACUAGAAGAAGAUCUCCACCUUUGCAGUACCAUUUCCAUACGGACCUUGAUGCAGAAAAAGUCGGAUCCAGGUGCAGUCAGUAUUCCCUACAUGAUUGGAACCAUGGAAUUUACUAAAGCACUAUGUGAUCUAGGGGCAAGUGUUAAUCUGAUGUCAUUGACUAUUUAUAAAAAUUUAGGCCUGGGGAAUCCCACACCUACCGACAUGAGGCUGGUGAUGGCUGACAGAUCAGUAAAGCGACCUAUUGUCAUUCUGUAUGAUGUGUUGGUAAAGGUCUCAAAUUUCAUAUUCCCUGCGGACUUCAUCAUUCUGGAUUGCGAGGUAGACUUCAAGGUACUUAUAAUCUUUGGUCGACCUUUCCUUGUAACUAGAAGUAUGUUGAUUGAUUUGAGAGCGAAUGAACUCUUAUUUAGGGUGAACAAUAAAGAGGUACAGUUUGAUGUGGGAAGAUCAAUGAAGCAACAUAUGGAAAUAAGCAUGUUUUCAGUGGUUGAUGUGUAUUCUGAGGACGAAUAG
Capsicum annuum is the source of this 678-nucleotide messenger RNA. RefSeq lists its product as uncharacterized. Lineage: Eukaryota; Viridiplantae; Streptophyta; Magnoliopsida; Solanales; Solanaceae. The transcript has a single exon. The record is from RefSeq and is a predicted model, not a curated record. Bases 1 to 678 code for a protein of 225 amino acids.